This is a messenger RNA of Neoarthrinium moseri, 810 nucleotides long. RefSeq lists its product as uncharacterized. The transcript has 2 exons. The record is from RefSeq and is a predicted model, not a curated record. NCBI's taxonomy places the organism in Eukaryota, Fungi, Ascomycota, Sordariomycetes, Amphisphaeriales, Apiosporaceae. The coding region runs from base 1 to 810 and encodes 269 amino acids.
AUGUCGUCCUUCUACUACUGCUCCAUCCAUCGCGUCUGGCACAGCAUCUGGCACCUUGGCAAUGGCUUCGGGGAAAUUGAGGAGCCCAUCGUAGGCGAGUGCGCUCUGCUCUUCUACGCGGACCGGACCGAGGCCAUCCCUCGUCCCAGCUGCGAUCAGGUCGUCUACCCUCCCACCGAACCCCCGUCCGUGCCGGUUCCCCGAGACGGCCGUCCUCAACCAUCACCAGGAGACACGGAUGCUACAGCUCCCUUUACAUCUGAAGGAGGAAUAGGAGAGGUACGGCCCGAAGUCGAGGCCGAGCAACCCCAGACCGUCAAGGUCCCCAUGGGCCGGCGCCGCACCGACGCCGUGCUGGCCGUGGUCCCGUACGACGCCCCUGCGUACCUGGCGGGCUUCACCUUCCGGCAGGGGGGGCCCGGGCCGCGGCGGCGGCACCAGCGCAACAUCCUCUUCUGCCGGUACGAGGACGCCCUCAGCGGCACGGGCCUGCCCGCGGUGCAGCCGACAGCCAACACGCAGCGCGAGAUCGAGCACUACCUGGCGCCGCUGGACAAGGCUGCGGGCCGCCACGAUGUCCUCGUCCGCCGCGUCCGCGACUGGAGCUGCUGGGCCCAGGGCUUCGAGUUCCUCGAGCAGGAGAUCCGCUGGUACCUGGCGCUGAAGAGCCGGCGGGAGCUGCGCGAGGUCAUGCACACGGUCGAGGACCUCGUCGAGCACUUUGGCCUGGCCCGGACCGUGACCAUGCCCGACGUGGACUGGAUGAGGCUCGACUUCGGACCGGGGUGUCAGGGGGUGGAUACGGGAUGA